Postia placenta MAD-698-R-SB12 is the source of this 2890-nucleotide messenger RNA. RefSeq lists its product as hypothetical. Gene Ontology annotation, molecular function: oxidoreductase activity. NCBI's taxonomy places the organism in Eukaryota, Fungi, Basidiomycota, Agaricomycetes, Polyporales, Adustoporiaceae. The transcript has 27 exons. The record is from RefSeq and is a predicted model, not a curated record. The coding region runs from base 1 to 2733 and encodes 910 amino acids.
AUGUCGCAACUUUCGUUCGCGGGCCACACAGUUAUCAUCACUGGCGCAGGCGGUGGGCUGGGCAAGGCGUACUCGCUCUUCUACGCUUCGAGGGGCGCGAAUGUGGUCGUAAACGACGUCAGUCAGGCAGCUUCGCAGAAAGUGGUCGAUGAGAUCACGAAGGCUGGCGGCAAGGCAGUAGCCAAUACUUCGUCAGUAGCGGACGGCGCAGCGGUCAUAAAGACCGCGCUUAACGCCUUUGGCGGAGUGACCAUCCUAAUUAACAAUGCUGGCAUACUUCGGGACAAGGGGUUUAAGAACAUGACAGACCAGGAAUGGGACCAGGUCCAGCUCGUCCACCUGAAGGGUGCGUUCUCAUGCACGAAAGCUGUAUGGCCCAUCUUCUGUAAGCAGGGAUUCGGUCGCGUCGUCAACACGGCGAGCGCGGCAGGCUUGUAUGGCAACUUUGGCCAAGCGAACUAUAGUGCUGCUAAGAUGGGACUGGUCGCAUUCACAAAGACCCUCGCUCUCGAGGGUGCCAGAUUCGGAAUCAAGGCCGUCGUUAUUGCACCUAUGGCGGCGUCCGCGAUGACCGAAACGAUCAUGCCGCCUGAGAUGCUCGCGAACCUGAAGCCUGAAUUUGUUGCACCUUUCGUUGCUUCUGUGACGCACCCCGAUGGGCCCGACGCAUCAGGAAAGAUUUUCGAGGUUGGUGCAGGGUAUGUAGCCGAGGUGCGGUGGGAGCGCAGCAAAGGAGCCGCAUUUAAGACAGACGCGUCCUUCACACCAUCUGCUGUGCAAGAAAAGUGGGAACAGAUCACUGAUUUUGAACAUGCUGAGCACCCUCAGGGGUUGCCAGACCUGGAUAUCCCGGGAAUAUUUGCAGCAGGAUCAAAACUGUCUACUAAUGCCCAGGCCUCAUCGGAGAUUCGAUUUGAUGGGAAGACAGUGAUUAUUACCGGUGCAGGAGCGGGACUCGGUCGUGCCUACGCACUCGUCUUCGCGAAGCUAGGCGCCAAUGUCGUUGUCAACGACGUGAAUGAGAAGACGGCUAAGAGUGUGGUCGCAGAGAUCGCUAAAGCGGGAGGCAAAGCUGUUGCCUCUAUCGCGUCGGCUGAGGACGGGGAGGGGAUCGUCAAGGCUGCCCUAGAUGCCUUUGGCGGUGUUCACGUGCUCAUUGCGAAUGCUGGUGUCAUACGUCCAAAUGCAUUUGCUGCCAUGAGCGAGAGAGAAUGGGACGAGGUGACGGCGGUGCAUCUACGAGCGACCUUCAAGUGCGCAAAAGCAGUUUGGCCGAUUUUCCAGAAGCAGAAGUUCGGGCGCAUUGUAACAAUGGGCUCCCAAGCCGGUAUCUACGGCCUGAGUGGUCUUGCUAAUUACGCUACUGCCAAGGCUGCAGUAUUGAGCCUCACGCGUACGCUGGCAAUUGAGGGCAGGAAGUACAACAUCCUAGCGAACACGGUAGCGCCCACCGCGGGGCCAUUGAUAGGUCUUGCUCAAUACAGGUUUAGCGCCAGUGACCAUGUCGAUGCGAUCAAGGAAGAGUACAUCGCGCCUCUCGUUGGCUUCCUGAGCAGCGAAGCGAACGAGGACACGACGGGCGGCCUCUUCCAGGUCGCUGCUGGAUGGAUCGCACAACUGCGGUGGCAACGUACAGGCGGGUAUGGCUUCCCUGUCAACAAGCCGCUGACGCCAGAGGCGAUCAUUUCGAAGUGGAGCUUGAUCACUGACUUCAACGAUGGCCGCGCCACGAAUCCCGGGAGCACUCAGGAGGCUUUCAUGCAGAUCGCUGAGAACUUCGGCAACGAAGCCGACGACAGUGCUGGCGGCAGCGGCAGCAAUAGCAGCGAUGCAAGCAGCCCUUAUGCAGACCCCGAAGACUCUAAACUUGUUGCAGAAGCCAAGACGAAAGUGGAGGAACCACUCGAGUAUCACUACACGGACCGUGAUGUGAUUCUCUACAAUCUUGGUAUUGGAGCGACCGAGAAAGAGCUCCAAUGGACAUUUGAGGGAGAUGACGAAUUCGCGGCUAUACCGACGUUCGGUGUCAUUCCCCAAUUCAUAGCGAGUGGAGGGCUGUCUCUCGAUUGGUUACCCAACUAUAAUCCCGCCAAGCUGCUGCAUGGUGAGCAGUAUCUUUCCAUCAAAGGCCCUAUACCGACUAGUGGGCACUUCGUCAAUGAGGCCAGACUCAUGGAAGUGCUCGACAAGGGGAAAGCUGCUGCCGUGACGUCAAUCGUGGAAACGAAGGACAAGGCGACAGGCAAGGUGAUCUUCGAGAACCAGUCCACUGUGUUCAUCCGAGGGGCUGGAGGGUUCGGUGGCAAGCGUGUAGGCAAAGAUCGCGGCGCAGCAUCCGCAGCGAAUACACCGCCUCAGCGCAAGCCGGACGCUGUUGUUGAGGAGAAAACGCUCCCAACCCAGGCCGCAUUGUACCGCCUGAGUGGAGACUACAACCCACUGCAUAUCCUGCCGGAGUUCGCUGCUAUUGGUGGAUUUGAUAAGCCUAUCUUGCAUGGCCUGUGCUCUUUUGGUAUAUCCGGGAAACAUGUGGUCAAGACAUUCGGCGAGUUCAAGGAUAUCAAAGUCCGAUUUGUGGGCGUCGUCUAUCCCGGCGAGACUCUGGUGACAGAGAUGUGGAGAGAAGAGGACAAAGUGAUUUUCACAACCAAGGUAAAGGAGCGAGGCACUGUGGUCCUUGCAGCUGCUGCAGCGACAUUAGUAAAUGCUGGCGCGCCGAAGGCUAAAUUGUAGAACGGUGAGCACAAGCGCCACAUUAGUUUUGAUCUCACAGCGUGUAAGAGGAUAUCUUGUAUAUUACCUAUUGUACGAUCACACGGUGACUGUCCUACUAUCCUGCAUUUUAUUUUGGUAUCACACAAGUUUGAACCAUUAUAUUGUCAGAUAUAUG